GAAAUAUCUCUAUCUGAUUUCAGGUUUUUUAAUGAGUUUUUAAUGAGUAAUGAAAGACAUAUAUCUAAAGAAAUUCGAGAUGAGUAUAUUGAUACAAUGAGUAAGAUCUAUUACUCGUAUUUUAAAAGUUAUACGAGUCGACUGAUGAAGCUACAGUUUGAGGAGGUGGCAGCUAAAGAUGAUCUGAUGGGAUACGAAGAUAACGCCAAGAAAAAUAUCCUUUUUAUUACACAUACAUAA
Molecule: messenger RNA, 240 nt
Organism: Lottia gigantea (owl limpet)
Lineage: Eukaryota; Metazoa; Mollusca; Gastropoda; Lottiidae
Exons: 1
Biological process (GO): lysosomal transport; Golgi to vacuole transport; endocytic recycling
Cellular component (GO): GARP complex
Molecular function (GO): syntaxin binding
Source: RefSeq, a predicted model, not a curated record